Messenger RNA from Silurus meridionalis, 2391 nucleotides. RefSeq lists its product as uncharacterized. The transcript has 3 exons. Gene Ontology annotation, biological process: regulation of transcription by RNA polymerase II. Gene Ontology annotation, molecular function: DNA-binding transcription factor activity; RNA polymerase II cis-regulatory region sequence-specific DNA binding. The coding region runs from base 479 to 1819 and encodes 446 amino acids. Lineage: Eukaryota; Metazoa; Chordata; Actinopteri; Siluriformes; Siluridae. The record is from RefSeq and is a predicted model, not a curated record.
CGGGGUUUGUCGAGAAAACACCCGUAUGAAGGUCCCGGAAGGCGGAAGUGAUGUGCCGAGCGUAUAAAUGUGAAUAAAUGAAAGGCGACUGUGUGCUUUUGGGCUGUAAAGUGGACUGUGUUCGGGGUAUUAAGGGGUGUAAUUCGGGCUUCGGUGUUCGGGGUAUUAGGGAGUGUAUUCAGGGUUCGGGUGUGCAGUAUGAUACACCGCUUUUACUGUGGGAGGGGGAAAUUGUGUAGCGGUAGUGAGGUGUGCUAGCAGGUGUGAAGCUAGCUGCUCUUAACCUGAGGUAAAGUUUGUCUCGCGGGUUUUCCUCUGGGGUUCGGGAGAAGCGCGGUGAGGUGCGGGUUCUGGUGCUGGCUCAGGUGUUUGAGGUCGGGUUAGUUAUUUGUGAGGACGCAGAGAGGGAGCACCGCUGCUCGGGUUCGUGGGUCUCUAAUUAGCGCAUUGUUCAACCAGGCUGCUUUGUGUUUCGGUUAUGGCACACAACACCGAAAGUUCCGCGGACUCGGGUCCGGUCGCCGAGCUGUCCGUUUCCUUCCACGAGGAGCUCUCGGCGAGCAUCCAGAGCGCUUUCGGUGUGGCGGGAGAGCUCGCGGUGAGCGAGGUGUCCAGACUGGUCCUGAAAGCCUUCCGAGAUGUUCGCGAUCAGCUGCACAAGAGCCUCCAGGCCAACCGGAACCUCCAGGCGAGGCUCAAUCAGGCGCAGAAGGAGCUUCGUGGGACGCGGCGGACGCGCGACGCCGCUGUCAAUACGAGCCCCAUCAGCCCCGCCGAAACCAUGCUGGACGCCGGAGGGACGCAGGAGGACUCACCCGGGGAACCGUACGCGUGUCAAUCGUUCCGCGAGAUCGGGGAGGACGGACUCGAGAGCGUGCAGGACGUGAAACCAAGUCUCACUUUACAGCCCCGUUUACAGCAACUACAGGAGACUGAAGGCAUUAAAGUGGACUCCGACUCCAUGCAGGAAGCCACUUCCCAUGCCGAUCAGGUAUGCAUUGGGGUGGCGAUGGUACCUGAAGCUUCAGCGAUCCAGAUAAAGGGCCGUUUAUCAUUCGAGCCUGGUCGCACGGCAAAGCUGGAGGACGCUGAUCAAUGUGCUUACUCCAAAUCUGACUCGGAGCACGAGUUCAGCCCGGAUUCCCUCUCGAUGGCUCAAUCUAAACUGUUGGAAGACUGGAGACCUGAUCCGCUUCAGCAUCCGAGCUGCCAGUCAGAUGCAUACGCUUCCUCCUGCAGCUCAGCUCUGGGAGAUCUUCCUGGUAUGGACUUCCUUGCAUCAGCCUCGUCCAGUCAGCCAAACAUGUGCCAUGAACCGCUCUCUGGGAGCGAACUCUCCGCCCAAAGCCACCCUGCCCCUAAUCCGCUUUUCCCCACACACAACUCUGGACAAGCGCACACUUUAGGCCAGUCUUUUUCCAUUCCGGCGGAAGUGCGCCGGUACCGCGGUGCCCUGCAGCCCAAGCCACCCAGCCAUCAGCACAAAAGUCCCAAACGCAACCUGUAUCCACCGGGGCGCAGCCCGUUUCACUGUUCACAGUGCGGCCGAGACUUUAACCGCAUGGAGCACCUCAAGAUCCACCAAAGGAUCCAUACGGGCGAGAAGCCGUACGUUUGCACUGAGUGCACCGCACGUUUUCGACACUCGUGGGCGCUCACGCGACAUUUCCGCAUUCACACAGGCGAGAAGCCGUAUGUGUGCGCUCAAUGUGGGAAAAGUUUCCGGAAUUGCGGUGGACUACGCUUCCAUCAGAGGACACAUGCCCGAGGUGGCCUGAACAACGCUAAACCCAAUAUAGAGGGUUAUGGGAGGACAUGAGGGAAAGCUGCUUUCGGGUUUAAAAAUAUUCAGGUCGCUUUAAAAUUCCACACAUUGAGCUUAUAUGAACAUAACUUUUUCUAUAUGAGGGCACAGUAUUAUUCAUUUGUAACCCACCAAAAUCUUAUGCCCACUACACAUUGGUAAGAAGAAAGUGACAGUAUUUGAGUAGGGCUUUGCAAAUGAUGAACGGUUGCAAGAUGACAAUCAUAAAAUUUAAUCAUUUACAAUUUUACAGGUCUUCAGUUUAUUAAAUUGUGAUGCAACAAAUGCAAAUGUUUACCAAUAUUUUUUUUUUUUUAUGGUUGAAGGCAAACCGUUUUUUUUUUUUUUCCCUUUGGGUGAUGUGUGUGUGGUGUGUUUAGUUUUGCCUUUGACUUGUGAAGUAAAUUUGCAUAAAAGUGAAUUUCUUUUAUUACUAUUUUUUGGUCUCUUUGAAGACGGGGAAAUAGACGGCAGACCAUAUUUGAUUAUCAUUUAAUUGAUUUUUAAGUUGUUGUUUAAUGUUUCUCCACACGUUCUUUUUUUGGGUCAGAAUCCAAAGUUUCCAUAAAUACAGAAUGUUAAUUAGA